Messenger RNA from Racocetra fulgida, 305 nucleotides. Lineage: Eukaryota; Fungi; Glomeromycota; Glomeromycetes; Diversisporales; Gigasporaceae. The record is from the annotation of a GenBank genome assembly.
UAAAUGCUGUAAACACUAAAUUCCAAGAAAUUCAAAAUGCUUCCCGACAACAACUUCAAGAAUUAGCAACUGCUUUGUUUCCUAACAUUAGAGUAAGAGAAAAUAUUAAUUUAGAAGAAGAUAUGGAUAAUUUUUAUCAGCAAAGUUCAGGUUCCAAAACUCUCCAAGAAUUUAGUGAAGAUUAUUUAACUCUUAAUCGCGAAAAUCAGCAGCAAAGGGCUCGUAUUAGGCAACUAGAAAACGAGAUUGCUACCUUAAAAGUUCUUACUGAGUUGGAAAACCAAGAACUCACGACAAAAAUUCAA